Messenger RNA from Pseudozyma hubeiensis SY62, 3378 nucleotides. RefSeq names its product beta-galactosidase. Gene Ontology annotation, biological process: carbohydrate metabolic process. Gene Ontology annotation, cellular component: vacuole. Bases 1 to 3378 code for a protein of 1125 amino acids. The transcript has a single exon. Gene Ontology annotation, molecular function: beta-galactosidase activity. The record is from RefSeq and is a predicted model, not a curated record. NCBI's taxonomy places the organism in Eukaryota, Fungi, Basidiomycota, Ustilaginomycetes, Ustilaginales, Ustilaginaceae.
AUGCGACUGAGUACAGCAAGCCUUAUCGGCUGCAUUGCCGCUGGGUUUGCGUCGCUUCUACACGUGGCAAGUGCUUCCCAAGCCCCUUUCUCCAUAGAGCCUGCGGAAGAGCGAACGGAUUCUUCGCCAUCGCCCAAGUCAGCGGCACCGCACAGCAGCAAAUGGACCCUUCCUCGCGACAGCAACAAUUCUGCCGUCGUCUUUGACAAGUACAGCUUGGCGCUCGCUGGCGGGCAGCAGCGCCUCUUUGUGUUUGCAGCCGAGUUUCACCCGUGGCGCCUCCCUGUGCCUAGCUUGUGGCGCGAUGUCUUGCAGAAGAUCCGAGCCGCCGGAUUCAACACGGUCUCGAUCUACACGCACUGGGGUCUGAUCCAACCGUCGGCCCAUGCCGACUCGAUCGAUCUGACAGUUGUCAAUGAUUUGGACUACUUUUUGACCGUAGCCAAGCAGGUCAGGCUGUUUGUGAUCGUUCGCCCUGGACCUUACAUCAACGCCGAGACGACGGUGGGAGGCAUGGCACCCUGGACUGUCAACAUCGAUGCAGUGUUGAGGACCAACGACACGGCGUGGCAGGAGGCAUGGAAGCCCUACAUUGAAGCAAUCUCUCAAGUGGUGGUCAAACAUCAGCUUGUCUAUGACCCAUCCAAAUCGGAUCAUCUCACGGGUGGCAGCGUGAUCCUUGUCCAGGCAGACAACGAGUACAAGACGGGCAAAGCAGAGCGGGCAUACAUGAAGGAGCUCGUCACCACACUCAAGGGGCAUGGCAUCUCCGUACCCAUCACGUACAACGAUCCAGGACGCGACAACAACUUUGUCGACCUCGUCGAUCUGUACGGACUCGAUUCGUAUCCUCAGCGUUUCGACUGCUCGCAUCCCACCACGUGGGUGCCCUUCCGUGACGACUACCUGCAGUACCACAUGGAGACCAAUCCAGAUCAGCCGUUCUACAUUCCCGAAUUUCAAGGUGGAAGCUACGAUCCGUACGGCGGUCCUGGGUACGAGGCGUGCGGACGCAUGACCAACGCCAGCUUCACCCGUGUUGCCAACCAGGCUCUGAUAGCGCAGAGGGUGACUCUGCUAUCGCUGUACAUGGUCUAUGGCGGAACCAACUGGGGUGGGCUGGCCGAGCCGGACGUCUACACCUCGUACGACUACGGUGCUGCACUCAACGAGCACCGUCAGACCACGGAGAAGUACACCGAGCUCAAACGCCAAGGCAACUUCCUCUCCACCUUCCCGGACCUCGCCAUGACCGAACAAAUCUUCGACAAGCCUGGCUUCAACAUCUCGCAAGCAAUGGACCUGGACACCAACCAGACCGUCGACGCAACGAUCUUCCGAUCCACCGUGCUGGAAAACCCAGAGACCAAGAGCAAAUUCUACAUUGUGCGAUACGACAAUACCACCGAGUCGCGACGUAUCCGCUUCGCACUAGAGAUCGAAUCGUUGGGAGAGACGAUCCUGCUCGGAGAUAGGAGCAACCCCAACAGCCCGUGGGUCGGAAACAACUACCUGGAUGGUAGAGAUAGUCAUAUCGUUCCCGUCGAUCAGAAGCUUCCAGGAGGGUUGUUGUUACGAUUCAGCACCGUCAACGUUUACCGCAUCGCCUCGUUCGCGAACUAUGUGCUUGUGUCGUUGGAUUACAUGCCGAACCAGUUGAUCGAGUACUCGCUGACGGUGCAAGAUCCCAAGAACCGCUUUACGGAGAUGCAGAUGUUCACGCUGGAUGGUGUCACAGCUACGUUGCAAGAAGCGGACGAAGAUGAGCGGGAGCGAGUGAUGCGGAUGCAUUCGGCUAUCAAAGGUGAACCUAGGAAUGUCCGGGGCUCGAUUCCGACCUCUGAUGAUCAGGAGCCGAACCGACGCUACGUGGCGUACAAGACGUUCGAGGGCAUCUGGAUCAUCCUUCAGUUCACACCAACUUCGGAAACGCAGCGGGACUUUGCCGCUCCUGCCAGCUAUCAGGAGCAAACGAGUCGUCUGGCGAUGCAGCUCAGACGCAAACCGGACAACGUCAUCAAUCAUUUCUUCGGUCUCACUGACGAGACUGUGAUCCUGCUUGAUGUGGAUCUUUUGCGUAACGCCACCUACUCGACCACCUCCAGACCGCUCGACACGAUCCACCUCUGGGGGUCGGUGUCCAACGAGACAACGACAGCAAUGAUGGCCCUUCCCGGUCUCAAAAACGUGUACUGGAAUGGGAAGCAGAUCGAGACCUCACCGCAGGACGACAACGGAUGGUUCUACACGUUGGAGCUUCCUGGGCCUCCCCAAGCUGCACUCGAUUGGAAACCUCCCGACCUCUCCGACCUAGACUGGAGGUGGCAAGAUUGCAUCCCGGAAGCACAAGCAGCUUUCGACGAUACAGACUGGGUCGACGCCAACAAGACCAACUCGUUCAAUCCCUACGCCCACGACCCGAGCCUCGACACGCACGGCGUGGUCCUGUUCGCGUCCGAGUACGGGUUCCACGCGAACAACAUUCUGUGGCGUGGUCAUUUCUCCACACCCUCUCAUGCGCCUUCGGAUGUGUAUGUCAAGGUGGAAGGAGGACGAUCUUCCGCGUUCAGCGUAUGGUUGAACGGGGUUUACUUGGGGAGUGCCGAGUCUAAUCGGGAGAAAUCUGCUUCCGGUGCCAGCUUUAGCAUUCCGCCUCAAACUCUUCACGCAAAAGACGAGGAGAAUGUGAUCACGGUCCUACAAGAUCACAUGGGGAUCGAGAUGGAAGCGGGUCAGCUGCCCAUUGGGUUUGCGGACGAGGAUCGAGCAUUGGAAGCGGUGAAGCUACCGCGUGGUAUCGUCGCGUUCAACUUCCCUUCGCUUCGCACUACCGAGCGAUCGGAUCCAGAGGUGAGGUGGAAGGUUCAGGGAAACUUCAGAGGCGAAUCGGCACCGGAUCAUGUCAGAAGAUCGCUCAAUGAAGGCGGGUUGCGUGCGGAGGUGGAGGGCUGGCAUCUUCCCGGAUUCGACACUGCGGAUUGGCCCUCGGUGAAGGACUCGAGGGGUGAGAGAGGAAGGGUGGUCUUCUACAGAACAACCUUCUCCCUCGACGUUGCCGAGGACAUCGAUCUCGGACUGACCUUCGCGUUUAGAAAAGCGCAAGGGAAGAAGUUCAGAGCUCAGCUUUACGUCAACGGCUGGCAGAUGGGUAAGUAUGUGAACCAUCUUGGACCGCAGAGGCGCUUCCCCGUGCAUAGUGGGGUGGUGGAGUUGAGGGGAGAGAACGAAGUCGGGGUGAGCGUGUGGAGUUUGGAUGAGAAGGAGCUGGAGUGGGAUCCGAGAGAGGGAUUGAGGUUGGAGGUUGGUCACUUGAUGUCGGGCGAACCGAGGGACGGGUACACGUUGGAUGCUGGAGGUUGGGAUGAGCUGAGGAGUUGA